This is a messenger RNA of Pisolithus orientalis, 6605 nucleotides long. RefSeq lists its product as uncharacterized. Gene Ontology annotation, molecular function: 1-phosphatidylinositol-3-phosphate 5-kinase activity; metal ion binding; ATP binding. The record is from RefSeq and is a predicted model, not a curated record. Lineage: Eukaryota; Fungi; Basidiomycota; Agaricomycetes; Boletales; Pisolithaceae. The coding region runs from base 20 to 6505 and encodes 2161 amino acids. The transcript is spliced from 19 exons. Gene Ontology annotation, cellular component: fungal-type vacuole membrane; endosome membrane. Gene Ontology annotation, biological process: phosphatidylinositol phosphate biosynthetic process.
UCAACAAGUAAGUGUCUACAUGGAGUCUCUGGCACAGAGUGGACCUCCGUCAGCCUCUCGAAGUAGCACGAAAGUGGCCGAGGGCGUUACCAGCCUGACGUCGUUCAAUCCGUUCGCUGAGGAGGAUGAGAAUGACAACUCUUCUUACGCGCUGGUCACCUCUCUCUUCUCUCGUGUAAAGAACAGUUUUACUGCCCCGCUGGCAUUGUCAUUGCCCGCCCCGACGUCUAAUUCCCAGCUGGUUGCCAACGGGACCAUACAGAGACGCCCGUCUGCCACCCCACUGCCGAAUACACAAGUCAACCCUUCGUCAAGGUCAUCCUCCGAGCAACGCCCCACUUCGCUGAAAGUAGUACCCCCAGAUCCUGCCCCUCCUCUCAUAUCUCUCACACCCGUCGUUUUUGAAUCUCCUACGUUCGGGCCCGAAUUUGACCGACCCCCAUCUCGCGGUCCUUUCUAUGAUGGAACCGAUGGGCCGGCAUUCGGUACUGCUAUUCCUGGAUUUCCCAUACCAGACGAUGCUCGGAGCAUACGCACCACAACGUCGUUGAAGAGGUCUGCAUCCGUGUCGAAGGUCAUUCGAAGAAUACGGGGGGAAGGGUUAUCGAGGGAUUAUUGGAUGGACGAUGGGAAUGCUAAAGAAUGCUACGACUGCAAGAGUGUCUUCACGACUUGGCGCCGAAAGCACCAUUGUCGCAUCUGCGGCCAGAUAUUCUGCUCCCGGUGUGCCUCCAACAUCAUCAAAGGAACCCGCUUUGGCCACGACGGCAUGUUACGUGUAUGCAACUUAUGCCUGGAAAAGCUUGCCACUGUUGAUGAGGAAGACGAUGAUGACCACCGUUCCGUUACGUCGUCGGUAUCCCCAUUCCCGGCUCACCAACUCGGAACGGAUGCAUUCACGUUCGGUCUAGGUCACCAUCCCCAGUCGCCAUUUGCUGCAUCACAACUGUUCGGAAGAUCUGAAGAGCCAUUUAACUUAUACUCAAUCGCGGAGACGAAGCGUUCACUCUCGGGUUCGGACAUAUCUGCUUUCGUGACACCUAGGUGCCCUGAGCCCGUUCGAGAUAGUACCGCUCCUUUCCGGCGGAGUCUUAUCGAAGAUGAGAAGGUUCCCGAAGCCGUUGUCUGCCAGCACCAGCAAAGUAGCAACACGCAUCCAGACGAUACACUACCCGAAGCGCCUGUGGAGUUCCCUAUGACUACUCCAAUGAACGUGGAACGACCGAGUACAAGCACUAUCCAAUUUCCAGUUAGCUCUCCAGAUCUUUUUGGUACCUCCGAUGGCCCUGGGGCUUGUGAAACAGUGAGGUCGAGGUUCAACAGCUUUGGGGAUUUCGACGUAGCCACACCGUUUAUCCGAAGCAGGGCGCAUUCUCGGUUGGAUAGCAUCACAAAUAUAGACAGUUGGCGAACCAGGAGGGAUUCUACCGCAUAUGCACAUGAACUUAACUUGAUUUCGAUGUUUCACCUGCGAAUAAUGCUACGGCAGAUGCUUUUGACGGAAGAUAUACCGAAUAUCAAGGAAUGGGAAGAAACGCUCCUGAAACUUGCUCUUCGAAUAGCCCGCGAACUCACCUUCACCUCGCUUCCCUAUCGUCAGGGUGAGGACAUGGACAUCAGGCGCUACGUGAAGAUCAAAAAGAUACCGGGCGGUGCACCGUCAGAUUCAGAAUAUGUUGACGGGGCUGUCAUAACUAAGAACGUGGCCCAUAAACAAAUGUCGCGGACGCUUCAUAACCCUCGCGUCAUGCUCGUUACCUUUCCCUUGGAGUUCCAUCGCGUCGAAGGACAGUAUGUGAAUUUCGGACAGGUAAUGCGUCAGGAGAAGGAGUACCUUGGAAAUCUUACCAGCCGGAUUGCUGCACUUCGCCCGCACAUCGUUAUAGCGGAAAAAUCCGUCUCGCGCAUUGCGCUCGAGGCGCUUGCCAAGCAAAACAUUGCUGUUGCUCGGUCGGUGAAGCCCUCCGCUAUCCAGUUCGUAGCAAGGAUGACUCAGGGCGACAUCUUUUCAUCUAUGGACAAGUUGGCCCUAGAACCUCGUCUAGGCCAUUGCACUCGAUUCCGUAUCCAAACUUUUGACCACCCGCUCAUCCCAGGGAGGCGCAAAACGUACAUGCGCUUCGAGGGUUGUAAUCACGAUAUGGGGUGUACCAUUGUCCUGAGAGGCGGGGACUCCGAGACGUUGAGGAAGGUAAAGAAAGCUAUCCGGUUCCUGACGUUCGUCGUGAGAAACUUGAAGUUGGAAACGCAUCUUUGGAAGGAUUCCCGACGAAUGUCGCGGCAGUCUCUGCAGUUGGAAGCGUCCGGUACUCCUAACGGACAUGGCCCAAGUGCACUCGUGCCUUCAUCUGUCUCGCUAAUUCAUUUGGAGACCGCCACUGGCGAAGAGAGGGAAAAAAUGGACGACCCCAGUGGCGAAGCUACUGAGGAAGACCUUCCUGAUGUAGAUGCCGAUCGUGUGCGACUAUCGAAACGCAUCAAGGCAUCAGUUGAGCCAUACUACAAGACAUUCAUUUCCGUAUCUGCUACAUUACGCUUCCCCCCGCCCUACCCAAUAAGGCUGAUGCAAGAGUUAGAUGAGGAGCUCACGCGUGCACAGCGACACCAACACUGGAGACCGCGGUGGACUAACGACACGCAAACUGAUGCUAAUAUUUGUGACGAUGUGAAGGCACAGAUUGAAGCUUUACCGCUACCUGCGUUGCCCGACACUCCACCUCCGGACCAAGAGAAGUAUGACAUAGGAGAUCCAAAAAGUUAUUUCGAACCACAGCCGAAUUCAACAGAACACAUUUUGCCAGGAGCAUACGCCGCUUCUCCUAUGCCGUCUAUGCCGUCUAGUUUGGAGACUGCCCAAUUGAGCUUGGUCAAGUGGAAACACGAUGAACAUCGUCGCAUCUGGGAGUGGUACCUUCGCAAGAAUCGCGACGACCUGAAUGUAGAAAAGUAUCAAUGCAUCAGUCUGUGGAAGUUUUCCACUCCAAUCGAGGAGUUCGGUUCCCAUGGUGCCUGCUCCCCGCCGAGCAUGGUUUAUAUCUCAUUCUACGGCGAAAACGACUGCACGCUUGGCCAAUUCAUCGAAAAGGCUGUCAACGACACGCUGGUACAAUUCCUUGACCCUAGAGCCAUCUGCACAAGCAAAGGAUGUGACCAACCGCUUGCACGACAUUGCCAGGUUUUCGUACAUAAUGAAACCCGGCUUUGCGUUGCCGUCGAGCAGUGGGAUGGUCAGAUCCGUGGAAGGCACAUGUACCCUUCCCCAGAUAUGAUCACCACUUGGAGUGCUUGUCGUGUCUGUGGUUCAGCAACGCCAUUCAUUCCGAUUUCGGCGGAAAUGCAGCGGUACUCGUUUGCGAAAUUCAUGGAACUUCACUUCUAUCCUGCCGAUGUCAGGCUCGUGCAAGGCGCCGGCUGUCAGCAUAACAUAUACCAACACCACGUUAGAUACUUCGCCGUCCGGGGUAUGACGGUUCGGUUCCAGGCAGAUCCUAUCACGUUGCACGAGAUCAUAUAUCCUGCCAUGCGCAUCCGCGUGAGCCCGGAAAUACAGCUGGAGCUGAAGAAUGCCGAUUUUGAGCGCCUCCAGCUGCGGAAUGCAACCUGCUUAUUGGCAUCGAUGCCUGCUACCGAUGAUGAGGACCACAACGUCAACCUCACAGCUGACAUCAAUAAACUGAUCGCCCGCGCCCUGGCCGAACGGGAGGAGAUCGCUCAUCUGAUCAACAAGGUGUAUAACGAGUCACCGCCAACAGACACGCUGGCAUUGAAUCAAGUCAGAGCGUUCCGUCAAGAUCGUAUUGUCGCGUGGCAACAGGACUUUGACAAGCUCCCUAAACCCCGGGGCUCUCUGACUCUGGAGAAAAGUACUGGCCGCGUGUCCGCACUCGGUGCUGUGCGGGUGGGAUGGGGAAAGCGACCUGACCUAGCAAGUCACAUUUCUGAACACCGCGUGCCGUCGAUGAGAAUUUCAGAGGUGAAGGAAGGUGGAUUGGGCAGGCGGAAAGAUACAGAUACUACAGAGUCGCUUAUUUCCUCUGCAUCGGACAUCUCGGAGCCCGAGCUCGAAACAUGUCUGGAGAGCCCUGCUGAAAAGGAGUUGUCCUUGAAAUCGGAGGAAGCAUCCAUUGCACCUCAAGAGUUGGUCCACCAAGCUUCUGCUACUAAAUCAGACCCGGAUAGUGAUUCCACCAUUGGAGCGUCGAAAGAGGAUGGUACUGUAUCCGAACGGAGACGGGCCAAGCGGAAUGGCUUUGGAACUGAUCGUCCCCCACGCGUAUCAAGACUACCCCGCCGUUCGACUCCGCACCCCAGCGUCGCGGAGCUCGUCGCCAGGUAUCAAGACUUCAUUCCUGCGCAAGGCGUUGAAGAACUCGCCAAAACUGCCUUGUUACCACCGCCUCCACUUGUCUCGGAGAGCGAGCAGGAAGAUAAUCCCCGAGUUCCCCAGCGGGUAGUCCGUGGCCAGCACAGACACGACCUUGCCAGGAAACAGUCUGUCUCUGAUUUCGAGUCUGGCUACGCAGCAAACGCAGCUCCUCGCUAUUUGGGAAAUCGACGGCCCUCCAGGCAGGCGCCACAUACAAUUAAACUUCCGGACGCUUCUCGCCAGACUUCGCCGGACAGACGUGGGUCCAAGAGUAUGGAGAGUUCAGGGUCUAUGGCAUCUCCGCCACUCUCCUCGAAGUUGGCCUCAGGAUCUGCUGGAGGAAGGGCACGAGUCAAAACACCUUCUCGCCCCGUAGGUCGGGAGAAACCGUCCACACGCGUUCCUUCUGGUGGUACCGCAAAGUUUACCAACAGAAGGUCGCAACAGCCGGGGGGCUCGAGGGUUUCCACCAUUGCGAGGCACUUCGAACGCAUAAGUAGGGACAAUGAACGUGCCAACCGCAGAUAUGCAGUCAUCCGAGGACGCAAAGCCCGUCCUGUGGCUUCCUCGGAGGCGAAGGUGGAUGUACAGCCUAUUAAAGAUGCCAUCAAAGAUGAUACCGACCUUUCCGAUAGCUCUAGUGAGGCAGAUGACGAAGGGGGCGACGAAGACGAAGCACGCAAAUCAUCUGACAAGAUAACUACGGAAUCCUCUCCUGAACAAUCCCAAACACUGCCACAAGUCACAGUCCAAGAGGAGCCUAUCCCUGAACCCCAACAGCCAGCUCUUCCACGGUCUUCCACCCCACCUCUACCGCCGCCCUCUAUAGUCCCGGAACAUUCACGAUCUCUACCGCCGUCUCCUUUUCUUCAAGCAGAGCCUUCAGGCUAUCUAGCACCGCCGACGCCGCCCACCAUCUCUCUAGAUGACAUCCGUGGUUCUAUAUACCGACUAUUGUCUAUUCGUAGUAAGGAUUUCGAGUGUGAUGAUGACACGCUCGAUGAUCGAGAGCAUAUUUUCCGUGGCUCGUCGAUGGUCGUUCAUACUGAUGAGCCCACCUCCAUCAUUGCUUUGUCCUUAAACUCAAUACAAUAUCGUGAAAUGUUGGCCAAAUCACGAGCAGAGAAACGAACAGUUAAGGAACCAAAACUUACUGAAGGAGAAGCAUUCAUGCCAGACGAUCACUCCACUACCGACUGUUCCUCAACCUGGGGCGUGGUUAAUGUCGAUACAUUGGACUGCUUGAACCCGACAGACGACCUGAAAUCAGCAUCUUCAAAGAUGUCAUGGGUAAUUUCAUUUGAAAGUGGUGGCUUGACGAUAAGCUGUACGAUUUUGUACCCGGAACAGUUUGACGCUUUGCGAAAAAUGUACGAUUGUGACAAAAGCAUCAUCGAGUCAUUAGCAAGAUGUGUCAAAUGGAACGCUAAUGGCGGAAAAUCUGGUUCGGCAUUUCUAAAGACCCGAGAUGAUCGAUUCAUUGCGAAGGAGCUUCCUUUGCACCAGGCAUAUUUUGACUAUAUGGCAUCAGCAUUCGCGGCAGAUCGGCCUACACUUCUUGCCAAAGUUUUUGGUUGUUACAAGCUAACAGAAACAGAGGCUAAAGUUAUGCACAUGAAUCUACUAGUUAUGGAGAACCUUUUUUACAACCGCCGUUUUGCGAAGAUAUAUGACCUGAAAGGGUCCACCAGAAACCGUCACGUGCAAUCGACUGGUCGGGAAAAUGAGGUAUUGCUUGAUGAGAACCUCGUUGAAACCGCUCAUCUCUCGCCUUUCUAUGUGCGGGAGCACUCGAAACGCAUCUUGCGGGGUGCGCUUUACAACGACAGCACCUUCCUGGCGGAUAUCAACGUCAUGGAUUACUCGCUGGUAGUUGGUGCAGACAACGACACACAUGAACUCGUCGCUGGUAUCGUCGACUAUAUCCGGACGUACACAUGGGACAAGAAAUUGGAAAGCUGGGUGAAAGAAUCUACGUUUUUGGGUGGCGGGAAAGGCGAGCCGACGAUUGUGACGCCCAAGCAGUACAAGCAACGCUUCCUCAGCGCAAUGGAGAGAUACUUCCCGAUGAUUCCUGAUCGAUGGAUGAAAGACAGAGACUCGCCUGAAGAAGACUCCAAUACCCUCGCAGACUGGUAGAAACUUGCCACUUUUUUUUUCAUGACGCAUCUCCUAUGUUGUUAUCGCUUCGUUGCCCAUUUUGUAUUUUACCUAGCAUGUACCUUCCUACUAGUAGCCG